GGUGCAAUGUGCUUCAUUCUGUGCGCGACGUCCACUACGCUAAUUUCUCGCUGUCUUUCCACUGCGGUUUUCCAUCGAGAUACCAGUCCCUGCCCUCCACUUUCUUUUCCUUUGGACUUCAGCCAGGUUCCCUCCACUCCCACCUGCAACAUGCCCAUCCUGUGCGCCCCGCAACGGACGGGCAUUGCAUUCUGCAUUGACGGCCCCGAUUCUCUUUCCCCACCGAUCCAGCACGUUCCAACCCAAGUUACAUCCUCAUGCCAUUUCACUCUCUUACUCAGCAGUCAUUGAUUUGCGCACAAAACCUAGAUGGACGUCUUUGUUUUCGCUCAACUCUCUCCUCAUGGCCCUCAACCUCAAGUGAUAAUUUGAACAGAAUAUGCACGCUCAAGCAAAGACUUGAGGGUAUAUAUGCUGACGAUCGAAGCGCUCGGAUUGGUCGCCUCGCCCUUCUUGCUCUCUCA
Messenger RNA from Cantharellus anzutake, 464 nucleotides. RefSeq lists its product as uncharacterized. The transcript has 2 exons. The record is from RefSeq and is a predicted model, not a curated record. Bases 7 to 291 code for a protein of 94 amino acids. NCBI's taxonomy places the organism in Eukaryota, Fungi, Basidiomycota, Agaricomycetes, Cantharellales, Hydnaceae.